This is a messenger RNA of Ylistrum balloti, 6066 nucleotides long. RefSeq names its product sentrin-specific protease 6-like. Gene Ontology annotation, cellular component: cytoplasm; nucleus. The transcript is spliced from 21 exons. Gene Ontology annotation, molecular function: SUMO-specific endopeptidase activity. Gene Ontology annotation, biological process: protein desumoylation. Lineage: Eukaryota; Metazoa; Mollusca; Bivalvia; Pectinida; Pectinidae. The record is from RefSeq and is a predicted model, not a curated record. The coding region runs from base 1 to 4734 and encodes 1577 amino acids.
AUGGAUCAAAAAGGAAUUUGUCUCAAAAAGGAGGUAUGUUUUUUCACAGAACUUGCAAAUGAGGAACAAAAACCAGACCAAGGAUGGAGUAAUGCUAACAUGUUUAGUAACAUCCUCCCCUCAGACAGUACGCAAGAAGUGAUCGACAUCAACAUUUGGCCAACAUCAAAGCCUGGAAACGUGGUUACAGAACAAGUACAGCAAUAUGACCCAGCUGUCAGUCAGUAUAGUGAACAGUCCGUCGAGACAACCCCUAUACCUGUGGACUUGAAUUCAGUGACCGAAAGUGUUGAAGUAUAUACUGAGCCGGGUAUACCAAAUUCGUCUUUGCCAGUACAAUCUCCAGAACACACCACACCAGUGCCUAGUGUAACUAGUGUAAACAUUGGAUCAGUGGAGGGAACUCACAAGGCUUACUACUCACCAAAUCAAAACCGAAUUGUUAUUGUAUCUAAUUCUGGAGGUUCACAAAUAUGCACAACUCCAAACACAAACACGGUCUACCAAAUAAGUCAGAAAACAGAACAAUCAAAAAGUUUACUGCAUGAUAUUGUACGACUUACAGGUACUUCAAACUCCAGCUUUGGAGCAGGGCAAGGAGUAGUUCAGGUGGAGACUACCACAAGGGGUAGAGGAAGGGGCCCAGGAAGGCCAAGAGGUGGUGGAAGAGGUCGAGGAAGAGGACGAGGUAGAGGUAAAACAAUAAUCAGUGGUACUGGGGAAGGAACUUUUAAGAUUGUAGCCCCACAGACACAGCCAAGUCCCAGGUCAGGAAACUUACUAUUGCAUGGUACAGGUGGGCCCACUGCUGGCUCCUUUGCUGGUUAUACCAUUCCGAAGAUUAAACAACCAUUCACUACCAGUACAGGAACUUUCCUUACAUCAACACCCUCUAGUGGAAGUAACAGCAUUAUCACAUCCCUGCAGGACUUGAAUCCUGGACUCUACCAUACUGAUACUGUUGCCAAUGAUUCUGAUGGAGAGUCGGUAUCCAUGUUGGAUCAUGGCUAUGCUAUUCAGAUGGAAUCCGCUGUGACUCAAAGUGUGAAAACCAGUGUAGGCCAGAGUAGCUGCAUAAGCACAAGUGCACCUAAUACUAGUGCUACUUACAAUAUUGUUCAUCAGGUUCACAACACAGCAAAAGUGGUUAGUGAUUCAAACAGGUCUACUUCGGCGCUGAAGUCUGCUCUACUGUCGACAGGUGAUGCCAGGAUCAUUCGAGUCGAAAGUCUGCCAACAGGUAGCCAAAGGUUCACAGUAACAACUAGCAGUAAAACCCCAAAUAAGGAUGCAGCACAUGGAGGUCAAAAAGUCAAUCCUGUAAGUAUUUCAAAGGUUGUCAAAAUCCCGUUACAUCCUGGGAUACAAGGAUGCAAUGUUGAGACUGGAAAACAGCAGACUAGCAUGGCUGGUCAGACUGUAAUACAAGUGUCACAUUCUGGGCAACAGCAGUUUGGAAUGAAAAUUCCCACAUAUACAAUGGCUGCAGAUUCUCCUGUAACUCCAGAUGUGAACGCUGGUGCUGUAGUAUGUGCUGACGAUAGUCAACAGAAUGAGAUUGUGGUCAACAGUGAAGAUGGUGUAGCUUCACAAAAUUCCUCACAAAGUAGUGGUACCAGUGAUUCGAGUAGUGGUAUUCCACCGAGCUUACUCACUGCUGCAAUCACUAACAAUUUAAAAGCAGGUCAAAAUUACAUCAUAGAUCAUGGCAAUGGAGUUCAGAAGAGUAUGAUAUGGAAUGGCAACAUCUUUAUAGAGGAUAACGGCAACUCUAACCAUUUGAGUGGUGGUGGAGCAGGAGAUGGUAAUGGAGAGAAGGUACUUAAAGGCAACACCACCGGUCUUAAUAUGUUGGCAAAAAAGAAAGUGGGCAGACCAAGAAAGAGCGAUGAGGUGAUAUUACCCAAUGGCCGGACAUUUAUUCAUACAAGCUAUCCUUCGGACAAAUACCUAGGAAGACCACCAAUACAUCCAAUGCAAAACCAUUCACUGGGAGGAAGAUACGAGGGUGAUGCAGAAAAUUCUGCUGAAGACGAUUCUAGUCAAGGAGAAAAUAAGAUGGAAGAUACAUCCAGUGUAAAACGACAAAAUGAGGAUGAUGGAGAAUAUGUGGUUCACUGUAAGUUUUGUGGAUACACUAGUGCCAGGACAGAUUCGUGUGAAAGGUGCAAUAGAAAGUUCCCAAAUAAUGUGAAAAAGGAACCAGUGAAACGACAAAAGCUGGAUAGUAGUGAAUCAAAAAAUGAACAAAGUACUGGUGUUGUGACUAAAGACUCCUUUUAUGGUAAAAAAAUUCAAGGACAGUCUCAACCAUAUAAGAGUGCUGUGCUGAGUGUACGAAGUGUGUCCCAGAGAGGACGAAGAAUAAAUAACCAAGGACGAACCUACAACAUGGUCCGCAUCACACCUAGUAAAAAAUAUGUGGAACCAGUUACUGUGAUUGUAUCCUCAGAUGAGGAAGAAGAUACUGCUACUCAAAUCGCAAAUUUAGAAAAUCUCUCCACGUCAUGUGUUCAGACUCCAUCUAAAAAUGGCUCUUCUAGUGCUUUAUCUUGUAACGAGAGCAAAAACCAAUCAAAUACUGUCUCCAAAAAGACUGAGGAAGAUGAUGAAUUGUCUAAACUAGUGUCAAUCAUUCCUUCUCGGAAUUCACCAACAUUUAAAAACAGCAGAAUUAGCAAAAUGGAAGACAAGGAAGGAAAUCUUAUGUCAAAAUGGAAUACCAACACUCAGUCCAAUACUCCUUCACCAGAACCCCUAGUAAAGGUUGACACGCCGAAACCAGUGGCCAUUCCCCUACAGUCACAAUCAUCAGGAAGUCUUACACUCAAUGCCCGAAGUGUCAAAGUUGGUUCACUGAAGGGCACUCCUAUAGAACCUAUCCUUAUUUCAGAUGAUGGUGUGCAAAUCUUUAUGGAGUGUGAGGAGAACACUCAUAAAUUCAACAUAGCACCAUCAGAGAUGAACCAGUGCUUGUUACACUUGAAGAAAUCUACACCGGUCAUAUUUAUUCAUACCACAGUAGACUUUGGAGGCAAACUGAGAAAACAGCUGGAAAUGACAAAUAAAACACCUCCACCAAAUUCUUCAGAACCUUACUUCAAUCCUGUGGACAAAGACUUGAAAUACCAGUACAUAGUGCUGCUGUUACAGUCAGUAUCCUUGCAAGAACAGAAAAACACACUACGAGUCCUAGAAGGUUAUCAACAAACUAUCAACAACAAAGAUCAGAAUUUUAUUGAGAUGUUGAGUCAUACAGAAUCCCAACAGCUUCUUAUCAGCACAUCAUUCUUAAGUAAGAGGAUGCCAAAUCCUGCUUUUGAUAUGGACACAAAUGCGAUGAAGACAGAACCCCCCUGUGUUAACAAUACCAUGACAAAAUCCAACAACACAGAAUUUGGGGCAGACAACUCUGAUAUGGACACCAGUCUUGGCCAGAGAGAGCGUUCUCCUUCCCCUCCUCGCAUUAUGUUUUCUGGACCAAUAGAAAAAUUGAUAACAUACCCACCUCCCCCUACUCCUGGUGGUAUAGCAGUUACAAACGAAGACCUGUACUGUUUGAAUGAAGGCGAGUUCCUCAAUGAUGUCAUCAUUGAUUUCUAUCUGAGAUUCCUGUUCCGGGAAGUACUGAGUGAAGAAGUCAGAAAGAGGACACAUAUCUUCAGUUCCUUUUUCUUUAAACGUCUGACUCAGCGGCAAGGCCGAGUGGCAGACUCUGCUCUCACUCCUGCAGAGAGAAGACAUGCUGCUGUGAAGAAGUGGACAAAGCAUGUGGAUCUGUUUGAGAAAGAUUUCAUUGUGAUUCCCAUCAAUGAACAUUCCCAUUGGUUCCUGGCCAUCAUCUGUUACCCAGGAUUACUUAUGAAUGAAAACAUUUUCUAUAUACCAAAGCAUCGUUUGGAGAAGGUUUUUGGAGAACAGGUCAGUACUCCAGUUCAGCAGGACAGUGAAGGGUUGACUGAUAGCAUGCCUACACCUGGUUCUGACAAUGCAGGCGAGGCUAUGGAGGAAGAUGUGGAGGAGAACAAUGAAGAGAAACCCAUGGACACAGAGACGACGCCCACCACCUCUGUGCCACAGACAACUAUGUCAACACCCACCUCGACACCUGUCUCUACUCCUAUUACAAUGCCUCAACACAAAACUCAGUAUACACCAGCUUACUGUAGCUCCACAAAAGUGCCCCCAAAGGAACUACGUGGUCGGAUAAUACAAAGUUAUGAUGAGGUGGCAGAGAGCAAGAAAUGUUUUGUGGAAAGUGGACAAAGAGCACCAUGUGUAUUGAUAUUUGAUUCAUUGGCUGGCCCAAACAAAGCUAGAAUCGUCACAAUACUGAAAGAGUACCUUCAAGUGGAGUGGAACACAAAGAAAGACAAUUUGUUUAACCUGAAGGAGCGUAUACGUGGCUGCACACCCCGAGUCCCUCAACAGACCAACUUCAGUGACUGUGGCCUCUAUGUUUUGCAGUAUGCACAGAGCUUCUUUGAGGAUCCUUUGGUGGACUACUCAUUUCCAAUCAAGUGUUUACAAAAUUGGUUCACGGAGGAGAGAAUGAAAAAGAAACGACAAGAGAUUAAAGACUUAGUGAUGGCUAUAAAACAGAAAAAUGAUGCAGAGUUGCUGAAGAAAUUGCAGCAUUUGCAACACCUGAAACAGCAACAGUUGCAGCAGCAACAAACAGAUAAUGACCAGGCACCUGAGGAAGAAAAGGAGUGUGAUGGUGAACAGUCCUGACACAGGCUGUGAUGUUGUGUGUGAGAGCGAACAGACAAAAAUAUUCAGGGAUCAUUAAAAUGCCAUCCGUCAUCUAAAAUCUGUUACACACCAGGUGUUGCUACUAGCACACGCCUGUCCUUUAUAUGUAUCGGACAUCUGUUAAACUGGGAUGUUUAUACAGUUAGCUAAGGGUCUUGACUUUGUGGCAGUGUUGUAGAAGCUUGUUAGGCUUCAUAAAUCUGAACAUUAUUUUUUAUGGUAAAUUUGGUUGAAGUAAUAAAAUCAUUCCAACACUAUUCGCUGUGAUGUGUGGCAAUAAAUAUUGUUUGAUGUUUCACACUUGUCUCCUUCAGAACUGCUUUACUGUAAGUUUACACUGUGAAUUGGCUAGAACAUUUGUCUGAAGCUUCAGACUGUUGAAUUCUAUCAGUCUUAGAAUUUGGUUAAUGUUGUUCUCAUUUCCUUGAUUAAUCAAACAAAAGAGUUUGUACAACUACUGCAGAGGUGCCUGUCCAAUCUAUUACUAAAAUACAUCCUUCUUUUCUCUUGAUAUCUAAAUAUUUAAAUUAACAUAGAAUAAUUUGAUAUACUUAUACUGUAAUACAUUUAUUUAAAACAAUCAAUUACUGAUCUUAUUUUAUCAAUUUAAUAACCAUUCAUUAAUAACGUAAAUGUCAUCUCUCUUUUAAUUUCAGUUCUGAGGAGGACAGGAUUUGUUUAGCUUAGUUUCACAGAAAACAUAAGUAUACAAAAAUAGUAUACAGUUCAUAAAAUGUAGCAAUUCAUGUAAGGAUGGAUUUGGAUGGUUAAUAUCCAUUUCCCAUAAGUAAAAACCACAAAGUUUUGGUGGACAUUUUUAGUUGUUAUUUAGGGCUUGCUUAUCAAUGCUUAUAAUUGCAUUUAGUUCUGUUUCUCACCAAGUAUUAGUACUGCAGCAAACCAGUUGAGUACCUAAAGAAAUCCAAGUGUGUACAACUUAAAAUCAUUGAUAGAUUUUAAUGUUUUCAAUAAAUUUCUACUUUUCUAGAACAAAAAAAAAUCUACUUUUAUAAUAUAUCAAAGAAUUUUUGGGCUCAUUAAAUUUGAAUUUCAAUAGUUGCUAAGAAUUUCAAAAUGAGGAAAACAAGACUUAAUUUCAUGGAACACUUAUUUUCUCAAUGUUUUGAUGAACUUCAAUAUUGUAACAGUAGAAUUUCUUCCAUUCAGUACUAUCUAACUUGACAGCUUUUUAUGAUGUUUUAUUUGAAGGUUGCCUAUUUUUCAGCACAUUUGUUCAUCAAUACUUAUAAAUUAGCAGGUUGUAUUAAUUAGAAUUAAUUGAUUAGUUUCUAGGUCAAAUAAAAUCUAAAA